Arabidopsis thaliana (thale cress) is the source of this 1805-nucleotide messenger RNA. RefSeq names its product MATE efflux family protein. The record is from RefSeq and is marked reviewed. Gene Ontology annotation, biological process: transmembrane transport; xenobiotic detoxification by transmembrane export across the plasma membrane. The transcript has 7 exons. Gene Ontology annotation, cellular component: membrane. The coding region runs from base 99 to 1532 and encodes 477 amino acids. Gene Ontology annotation, molecular function: xenobiotic transmembrane transporter activity; antiporter activity. Lineage: Eukaryota; Viridiplantae; Streptophyta; Magnoliopsida; Brassicales; Brassicaceae.
AAGAAUGUGACAGCAUAGAUUAUUGAUUGUAUAUUUGUAUAGUAUAGUAAGAUCGUUAAAUGUUUCCUCUCUGAAGUCGUGCGUUUACAAGGAAUUUAAUGGAAGAUCCACUUUUAUUGGGAGAUGAUCAGUUAAUCACUAGAAACCUCAAGUCAACGCCGACAUGGUGGAUGAAUUUUACGGCGGAGCUGAAGAACGUCAGCUCUAUGGCGGCGCCUAUGGCCACCGUGACAGUGUCUCAAUAUCUAUUGCCCGUGAUCUCGGUCAUGGUCGCCGGCCACUGCGGUGAACUCCAGCUGUCUGGUGUCACUCUUGCCACUGCUUUCGCAAACGUCUCCGGCUUCGGCAUCAUGUAUGGUUUAGUGGGUGCACUUGAAACUCUAUGUGGCCAAGCUUAUGGAGCAAAACAAUACACUAAAAUCGGAACUUACACUUUCUCUGCAAUAGUCUCAAACGUACCUAUAGUUGUUCUCAUAUCGAUUCUCUGGUUUUACAUGGACAAACUCUUUGUUUCACUUGGACAAGAUCCUGACAUCUCCAAGGUAGCUGGUUCUUACGCGGUUUGUCUUAUACCGGCAUUGUUAGCUCAAGCAGUGCAACAACCUUUGACUCGGUUUCUCCAGACUCAGGGUUUGGUUCUUCCUCUUCUCUACUGUGCCAUAACCACCCUUUUAUUCCAUAUACCAGUUUGUUUGAUUCUGGUUUACGCGUUUGGUCUUGGAAGCAAUGGAGCCGCCUUGGCUAUUGGUUUGUCUUACUGGUUUAAUGUCUUGAUUCUUGCUUUAUAUGUGAGAUUUUCAAGCGCUUGCGAGAAGACUCGCGGCUUUGUAUCCGAUGAUUUCGUGUUGAGUGUCAAGCAGUUUUUUCAGUAUGGGAUACCAUCAGCAGCAAUGACAACCAUAGAAUGGUCGUUGUUUGAGCUCCUUAUCUUAUCUUCAGGACUCCUCCCAAACCCGAAACUCGAGACCUCUGUUCUUUCCAUUUGUCUUACAACAUCAUCUCUCCACUGUGUCAUUCCAAUGGGUAUCGGGGCUGCUGGAAGCACACGGAUUUCAAACGAAUUGGGAGCGGGAAAUCCGGAGGUUGCUAGGCUGGCAGUGUUUGCCGGUAUUUUCCUUUGGUUCCUAGAGGCUACCAUUUGUAGCACACUUCUGUUCACUUGCAAAAAUAUUUUUGGCUACGCGUUCAGCAAUAGCAAAGAAGUUGUGGACUAUGUCACGGAGCUAUCUUCGCUGCUUUGUCUUUCAUUUAUGGUCGAUGGAUUUUCUUCAGUGCUUGAUGGGGUUGCUAGGGGAAGUGGGUGGCAAAAUAUUGGAGCUUGGGCAAAUGUGGUGGCUUACUAUCUCCUAGGAGCUCCUGUUGGAUUUUUCUUAGGAUUUUGGGGUCAUAUGAACGGCAAAGGGCUAUGGAUUGGUGUGAUCGUUGGGUCCACUGCUCAAGGGAUCAUACUAGCUAUAGUCACUGCUUGCCUGAGUUGGGAGGAGCAGGCUGCCAAGGCCAGAGAAAGAAUAGUUGGAAGAACAUUGGAGUGAAAAUCACACACUUUUAAACGUAACUGAUAUAGUUGUACUCCUUCCGUUUAGUAUACACGAAAUAUAGAAGAAUACAUGGUCACACAUGCCAAAUAUACACGAAUAAAUGUAAGUUUAAGGUUUUCACACACGUAUUAAAAAACAAAUAAAUUUAUUAGCUUAAACUUUGUCAAUAUAUUUUCUAUAAAGUUAUUGAUCAAUACAUUAAAUCCGUGGGAUAAAGCUGUAAUGUAUCAAACAAUUGCAUUGAAAAUAUAAAACAAUAUAUAUUUU